GCGUUAAGCUGUAAUUUCUAACCUACGUUCUUUUAAAGCGUUCUUUUAAAAACGUGUCUAUAGUUUACGAUUGUGAGACGUUUACACUCUGGUACUAGCAGUAGUAGGAAGUAACUGCACGCGUGUGUGCUGAAGAACAUGCAAUUAAAAAUGUCAGAACCAUUUAAUCAAAAUGCUGUGAAGCAAUUAUUGCUGCAAGAAAAUGAGUUCAUUUCGAAUAUAUUUUCAAAAAUGCCAUUGCCUAUGUCUGAAUUAGUUUCAGAUGACAAGAAUAAAUUAGUUACACACAAGAAAAAGAACAUGUCAAAAGAUAAUAUUGUUCCAAAUUUAAGCGGAAAGAAAAAGAGGGCACAAACAUUUGAGGAGUUACAAGCUAAAUUGGAGGGAUUAAAGAAUGUUAAACGAUUGGGAUAUAAAGAAAAGCAAUUAAAAAAAAAUUUGAAAACCAGAAUGAAAAAAAUGUCAAAGAAAAAAGAACGGAUAAUGCAAAAGAAACUAGUAAAAAUAGAGCAAAAUGGGGAUACUUUGUCUAACAUAAAAGAAGAAGAUAGUGAAGUACCAAAGGUUCCAAGACCAAAGCCUGUGUUUAAUUCAGAAGGCAAAAUGGUAUUCAGUAAAUUUGAUUUUUCUGAAAUUGGAACAAGAAAAAAACUGCCUAAAAAGGAUGCAAAAAAGAUGUUACUAGAGUUGAAACAAAAAAAAGAAAAGUUAAAAGCAAUGGAACAAUCAGGUGAAAAAGAAAGAGUGGAAGAAAUUAAAGAAAAGGAUGCAUGGCAGACUGCCCUGGCAAAAGCUGGUGGUGAGAAGGUGAAAAAUGAUAUAGAUUUACUUAAGCGAACAUUAAAAAGGAAAGAAAAUAAAAAAAGACAGAGUGCUAAAAAAUGGGAAUCUAGGUUAGACAAUGUACAGAAAGGAAUUCGAGAAAAACAAGAAAAAAGACAGGAUAACAUUAUGAAGAGAAAGAAAGAGAAAAAGAUGCAUAAAUUAAAAAAAGCGGCUAAAAGGGGACGGAUUAUACCUGGAUUUUAAAUAUAACAUAAAGGAUUAUAGAUAAAAGACAUUUAUUUCUAAAAGAGUUAUUUUAUAUGGUAUGCAGUUUUAUUCUGCAUAAUUUAAUUAAAUUUUUACAUUCAGACGAAUUCAACAUUUACGUAAAUGAUAUUCAUUAAUUGAAUAAUACUCCAUAGGACAAAUUUGUACUAACUUAUUGUUGAUAUCAGAAUACAAGAGAAUUGUUUUCAAACAAA
Messenger RNA from Bombus huntii, 1247 nucleotides. RefSeq names its product surfeit locus protein 6 homolog (gene Surf6). Gene Ontology annotation, cellular component: nucleolus. The record is from RefSeq and is a predicted model, not a curated record. Gene Ontology annotation, biological process: ribosomal small subunit biogenesis; ribosomal large subunit biogenesis. Bases 139 to 1029 code for a protein of 296 amino acids. Lineage: Eukaryota; Metazoa; Arthropoda; Insecta; Hymenoptera; Apidae. The transcript is spliced from 4 exons. Gene Ontology annotation, molecular function: DNA binding; RNA binding.